CCCAGCGGUCGUGUAAACGAGACGACCCGAGGCCACAAAGUCUUCAGCAGCAGCUGCCGCCGCCGCAGCAGCAGUGCCAACGACGAGGAUGCUCCCGAGGACUGUGUUCCGCACAUCGCGUGCUCGCAGCUUCAGUCAGUUCGGAAGCUCGAAGCCGCGCGGAGAUACCCUGGACCAGUGCUGCGUCUGUCGCCCCGUUUUGUGGUCAAUAAAAACAACAAAAAACCAACAACAACAAAAAACCAACAAUAAUUAUUAAGACAUGAAAUCGCUGCUGAGGACUCGUGGCCACGCAGUGAGCGAAAACCUAAAAUAAAGUUAAAGUUAGACCGAGACAAACCUCGCGUGAUGUCAAUUAGUGAUAAAAAUAACAGCAGCACAACCGCAGGAAGCGACAAAAAGUAUCUUUAACUGACGAAACCAACUGAACGGGCAAACUUCCGUUUCCGCCGGAGCUGUGCGCUUCAAUUUCAGUUGAAUGUUGUUAACUCUCGACAAAAACCAAAUUGACAAGCAAAAGACUAAACAACAAAAAAAGGACUUGCAGUGCAACUUUCGUUAUCGGUGCCGAAAAAUAAAAACUGCAUAAAUCAACGACAAGGCCAAAGGGGCAACAACAAUAACUGAAACGCUGCAAUUAAUUUGAUUCAAACAUUUGCAACGAAAGGCAACGCAAAAAUGGAUUACGGCUGGCUGCUGUUUCUGCUCAUCGCGCUUUUAAUUGAUCGUCCACUCGUUUCGGCGCUCUUCGUCACGGACAUAAGUGUGCCCGAAAUCGUGGACUUUCGCGACAAUGUGACGCUCUCCUGCAGCUAUGACAUGCGCGGACACACCCUAAACUCGGUCAAAUGGUACAAGGAUCACGAGGAGUUCUUUAGAUACUCUCCUUUGGCCAGUCCCAUCUACAUGACAUUUGGUGUGCCUGGGCUGCAAGUGCUCGAUGGCAAGUAUUUGUGCAACGAGUCCAGCUGCCGCUUGGACCUGAGUCUGCAGGGUGCUCGCUCCACGGGCCUGUACAAGUGCGAGGUCAGCGGCGAUGCACCGCACUUUAAGCUGGCGGACAGGGCCGACAACAUGACGGUGGCAGCGCUGCCCCAAAGCGAUCCGCUAAUCGAGAGCUUCAAUUCGAUGUACCGCAUGGAGGAGUUCCUGAGCGCCACAUGCUCCUCGGACUACUCCAGUUUGCCCACGCGGCUAACGUGGUACAUAAAUGGCGAGCAGCCCCUCCUCGGCGAACUGCAGCCCACCAUUGACACCAGCAUUCCAGCCCACGACUAUGUGCUGCGUCGCCAGCGGCUGCAGGUGCACUUUUAUCUGCAGGGCCAACGUUUCUAUCAGUCGGGCAAAAUUCUCGAGCUGAAGUGCGUGGCGGAAAUUGAGAAUUAUCCGGAGCUGAGGCGGGAAACAUCGCUCAGCGCUUCACUCUCGCAAUUCGAUAAUUUGAACAAUCAAAUGCUGAUACAUGCGGGCACAAAUUCUGGCGCCGCACAAAGGAGCUCCACGACAUCGCUAAUUUCCGGCUGCCUGAUGACACUUUUUCUCGCACUCGCACUGUGUCAUCGACGCCCCUCAUGAACGGGCUGCGGAGUGUUCGGGAACUGCGCAUUGCUCAGGGGCUGCGAGCCGCAGGGGGAGGCAACUAUAUCAUCACGUUAGUUAGUUAGUCAGACAGUCAGCUAGUCACCUAGUUAGUUAGUUAGUUAGGCUAAAACACACACAAAGGUAAGACCGUAACAAGAAACUAGUCAAUAGGCCACAGCUUUUGGGGUGUUGUGUAAAUACGUUUGAAAACAAAUUGUUAGAGAUGUGCCACAGAAAAUGAUUCACAAAUUGCAGGAAGAAACUUCAUUUCAUGUGAAUUCAAUUCAUUUAUUAAUUUAAGCAUUCAAAAGUGAUUUAUUUCCGAGUAUUUUGGUGUUCAAAGGUGCUGGAAAAUAUGCAACGGGGGUGACUUUUAUUCAAGUUUGAUUAGUUGAAAAAAACGCGAGAGUAAAACUUCAACCUGCCCUGUUUACCGUUCACCGAUACCGAUACCGAUACCGAUACUAUCCAAGCACAAUGUCGCAUCGAAUUUAUAUCGAAUGUUUUGUACAUAUAGCGUGUAACAUUUUUUCCUUCAUUCGUUGCUUGGCAAUCGGAAUGACAAACAGACACAGAGGCGUUUGCGUUUGCUAGUGCACAAAUUGAACACUUUUCGAGUACUAUAUUUAACCGCAGCCGCACACUGUUUGUCCGAUGGAAACACACAUAAAAAAUAAAUGCAUAUGAAACACAAUAAACAUAAAACAUAACAAAAAAGAAAUAGUCGUAUAAACACAAAAACGAAUUGAUAUUAAUGGGGGAAAUAACACGAGAUAUUUUAUCAGUGAGAAAAUACGAGUAUGUAUCGCGCCGAUGCUGUAAAAAUCAUUAUAAUUAAGUCUAGCAUAAUUUGUGCUGUAAAUACAAUUUUAAAACAUGCAAAACAAACGCCUAUAAAUCAUGUCACAAGAGCCAGACAGACAGAGAGACAGAGGGAAUACUACGACACAAAUACGUACAUGCAUGUGGCUGUAUGUUUAAAUGUUUAAUAAAACAAAUCACAGCAUAUAAUAGAGUAAGUACAGCAACUAAAUGCUAAAACACGGGUCGUUGUCCUCACCCGUGAGCAUAAAACAGCAAAAAAAAAAAAGGAAUGCAUACUCAGGCUACAUUUAAAACACACAAAAAGAAUCAAAUAAAAUAAAAUAAUUCAACAUAACUUGAUACACACUUGACACUUGAAUGAAAUGAAGCCUGAAUAAUAUUUUGAAAAUCACUUUUGUUCAUAAAUAUCCAAUUAAAAUAAAACUCCCAGAGUGUGCACAAAAUUAAAAUAAAACUCACAGAGUGUCUGUGCAGGGAAA
This is a messenger RNA of Drosophila subobscura, 2885 nucleotides long. RefSeq lists its product as uncharacterized. The transcript has 7 exons. The coding region runs from base 679 to 1575 and encodes 298 amino acids. Lineage: Eukaryota; Metazoa; Arthropoda; Insecta; Diptera; Drosophilidae. The record is from RefSeq and is a predicted model, not a curated record.